This is a messenger RNA of Truncatella angustata, 1893 nucleotides long. RefSeq names its product AAT family amino acid transporter. Gene Ontology annotation, biological process: amino acid transmembrane transport. Gene Ontology annotation, cellular component: membrane. The transcript has 2 exons. Gene Ontology annotation, molecular function: amino acid transmembrane transporter activity. The record is from RefSeq and is a predicted model, not a curated record. NCBI's taxonomy places the organism in Eukaryota, Fungi, Ascomycota, Sordariomycetes, Amphisphaeriales, Sporocadaceae. Bases 96 to 1796 code for a protein of 566 amino acids.
AUUUCCGUUGAUCGCCCGUUUCUGGAUUUCCUUUGGAAGUACGCUUCUUGCUCAAUUGAAGAAAAUUCUGUGAAAAGGCAGUUGGCUUUUACAUCAUGGACGCCUUCCGACGAAAGAAGUCAGAUAGUAUCGGAAAUGAGUCUCCUUCCAGGGUGCUCUCAGCAUCCAAGGAGACUCCCGGCAGCAUUGAUGUUCAGCACGGUUCUUCUGACAAUGCCGAUCAACUACAGCGCCGCCUUGACAAUCGUCAAAUCCAGCUCAUUGCGAUUGGAGGUUCCAUUGGCACGGCUCUAUUCGUCAGCAUUGGCACUGGUCUGAUGCAAGGUGGUCCAGCCAGUCUUUUCUUGGCUUAUAGCGGAUAUGCCUGCUUGCUUGGUCUCGUCAAUAAUGGUAUGGCUGAGAUGGCUACGCUUCACCCAGUCAGCGGUGGUUUCAUCCGUAUGGCAGGAAAAUGGGUUGAUGAAGCUCUUGGUUUCAUGGUCGGCUGGAACUUCUUCUUCUACGAGGCACUACUGAUUCCGUAUGAAAUCACUGCCAUCAACCUGGUUCUGUCCUUUUGGCGUGAUGACAUUCCUGUAGCCGCAGUAUGUGCAGUUUGCAUCGUAUUAUAUGCUACUUUGAACGUCCUGGCGGUACGCGCUUACGGAGAGGCUGAAUUUUGGCUGUCGGGAGGAAAGGUCAUUCUGAUCUUUAUCCUUUUCUUCUUCACACUAAUCACAAUGUGCGGAGGCAACCCUGACCAUGAUGCAUAUGGAUUUCGAUACUGGUCUGAUCCAGGUCCAUUUGCUGAGCAUCGUAGUACCGGCAGUCUGGGUCGAUGGGAAGGGUUUCUGGCUGCGCUCUGGUCCGCCUCCUUUUGCGUCGUAGGACCGGAGUAUAUUGCCAUGGUCGCUGCCGAGGCCAAGCGUCCCAGUGUCUAUAUCAAGGCCGCUUUCAAAACCGUUUACUGGCGAUUUGGCAUUUUCUUCAUGCUUGGCGCCCUCUGCGUCGGUAUCGUUAUUCCCUACAACGACCCUACGCUCCUGGCAAUUCUUGGUGGAGAGAGUGGGGGAGCUGGCACAGCUGCGGCAUCGCCUUAUGUCAUCGCUAUGAGGAAUCUCCGCAUCGAUGGCCUUCCUCACCUUGUCAAUGCCCUUAUGCUGACGAGUAUCUUUUCCGCUGGCAACACCUACACGUAUUGCGCAAGCCGUAAUCUCUACGGUUUGGCCCUGGAAGGUCGCGCCCCUAGAUUUCUGCGCAGAUGCACAAAGAACGGUGUACCGAUUUAUUGCAUCGCCAUCGUCAUGAUCUUUCCCUUCCUGUCGUUCCUCUCCGUGUCCAGCAGCUCGGGUGUGGUACUGAACUGGCUUGUGAACUUGAUCACUGCUGGAGGCAUCAUCGACUAUAUUACCAUGUCGGUUACUUACCUCUUCUUUUACUAUGCCUGCAAGGCGCAAGGAGUCGAUCGUAAGCUCUUCCCCUAUUACGGCUGGGGCCAGCCCUACUGCGCUUGGAUUUCUUUGUGUGGCAUGACCACCAUUGUGUUCACAUACGGUUAUUCCAGCUUCAAGCCUUGGAGCGUGGAGAACUUCUUCAUCUACUACACAAUGGUCAUCCUCGCCCCAAUCCUAUUUUUCGGCUGGAAGCUGAUUCACCGUACUAAGGUGGUAAAGCCACGUGAGGCGGAUCUGAUAUGGGAAAGACCAAUUGUGGAGGCGUAUGAGUCUACUUUCGAAGGGCCUCCGACAGGCUUCUGGACCGAGAUACUGCAUUUGAUUGGUCUCAAGCGCAACAAACGGGAUGUACAACACGUUUGAGAGCACUUAUUUUAUUCUUGAAUGGUGCACUUAACUUGUUCGAAACCGAUGGCAUUUAUAGAUACAUAGCUGGCCAAUCCCAAGCCUGCAGUCCGCA